CCCCAGGUCACCAUGGACUACAUCCGCGAGUUUGACAUUCGCCUGGAGAAGGAGAUGUACUACGCGGGCGAGACGCUGGCCGGGCAGGUCAUCCUCGACACCAUCGAAAACUUCAAACUGAGAGCGAUCCGGGUGGUGCUUCGGGGGAAGGCCCACGCAGAAUGGAAGGUGGUGGUCAGUGGCGACAAACGCACCGUCAAAGACGACCAGUACUUCAUCGACGAGCGAGCCACCAUCUGGGGAAAAGACAAACCGGAGGGGAACGUGCCGAUUUUGCCACGCGGGUUCCACACGUUUCCAUUUCGAUUCCAGCUGCCAGAGAGCUCCCUGCCGUGCUCCUUUGAGAGCAAAGCCAGCACCAUUCGCUACUACAUAAAGGUCACAAUAGACAUUCCAUACGCGUCUCCGCCCCAAGGCAUGAAGUACUUCACCAUCAUUGGUCCCCACAUCGACUGUAUGGACGAACAGUACCUGAAACCGAUGGUGGGACAGGACAAGCGGACCAGUUGCUGCUUCUGCUGCAAGCGCGGGCCCGUCUCUCUGCGAACGCAGCUGGAGCGGUCGGCCUAUGUCUGCGGGGAGAGCAUCAAAAUGAAGGCCGACAUCGACAAUCAGGGAGAGGAGGCCGUCCGGCUCAAAAUCCGAUUGGUGCAGUACGUGGAGUACUUUAUCGACCGCGGCGUACUGGGCGUCACCAAGGACCUGCAGAACACGGCGCUGGAGUACCUGGGCGACUGGGUGCCGCCGCUGACCCGGUCCAAGUUCGACUCCGCCAGCAGCCUGGUGGUGCCCGUCAUGCCGCCCACACUGGUCGGCGUCUGCCGGCUCAUGCAGAUCUACUACGUGCUAAAGGUAAACCUGGAGCUGGAGCGCUCCGGAGACGAUCUGCACAUGCACUUUCCGAUCACCAUCGCCACUGUGCCGUUCCGGAUCCCGAACUCGAACCAGCAGCCCAGCAUACACUACGAGGUGGGCUGCGACCACGUCGAGGGAGGCGCCUACAUCGGCCCAGAGUUCCAGCUCGGGCAGGUCUACGACGGCUCAAUAGACCUCAGCGACGCCGUGGUCCUCUACCGGCCUGUUUACGUGUGCGUAAAGCCUCCGCACAGACAAAACGGCACGGGCGGUCAGAGGCCGGCGGCCCCGCAGCGCACGGCAUCUGGCGGCAGCCACGCGCAGACUCGGUACUAGUCGCCGCCGCCAGAGGCGCUGGUGGCGCAAUCAGGGCGGCCUGGCCGUCCGACCGGCGCGGCGGCCGGAUGGUCCGUUCUGUUGUGUUUUGUGUGUGGGCGGGGCAGGGAACAGUCUUCGAUGUAUCUACACAUGUAGCCGCGUCCGCGCGGGCCGCGCCGCCCGGGACAAUGUGUGUGUCGAUUGCUUGGGGGCCGCGCGGGAAGCAUUUUUGAUACUACGAGCCCUGACCAUGUCGACAUGCUACCACAUACAUUGACAUAUACAUAUGCUCUACAUUGUAGGCGAACACGAGCACAAAGGUGUAUAUCUAAUGUUGUCAAAUGUAGUGUGGCCGAUUGUUAUGAGUGGCUUGCAGCGGGUGUGUAUGAAGUCAGUCACAGGGGCGUGGGUUCAUUCCUGUAGGUCAGCUAACGGCGGCUGCCUGCGCCGCGCCGCUGCUGCCGCCGCAGCAUUGCCGUCCCUGGCCAGCGCUAGUCUAUUUUCAGCCCGAUUCGACGUCCGAAGGCCGUAACCCGCCGACGGCGUGUGCUCGCCGUGUGACGCGCCCUCCCCCAGGACCCAUCAGCCCGGCACUUCAGGCCGUCAUUGGCCGCAGUGAUCACACCGAAAAUGAAAUGCUGGUAUUUCCGAGAGGGCGGAUUUCCCUGGGGGAGAAGACCACGGUGCCGGUCCGGUCGGCUGAAAAUAGGAGCCAGUUCUCAUAGGGGCAGCUAAAGCUGCCGCUAUAGAGGCCUUCAGAGCGCUGGGGAAAGGGUCACAAGGUGAGCUGGAGGACGGCCAAUACCAAAUACCCACCAAUCGGCCAGGCCGUAUGAACUCACUGAGGCACCAACGCAUACUCGCGACGGUGACCAAGGAAUUACUGUUAGACAUUCUUUCAGACACCCCUUUAGCACUUGCAACUUAUGCUGUACCAAAACAACAGCUUUCCUUUCAGCAAAUCCUUGCCUCCCUUUCCCGAGGGACGCCCUCUUUGGAUCUCAUUGGACGCCCUCCCCUUCCCCCCAACAUUUUGUCAGUUUGUCGCCACCGGUGGCCACAGGAUUGGCUGUGCCAGCGUCAAACACCGCGCUACGGGCGGGACCCGGCAGCACGGCAGCCGUAGUUGGCCGUAGCUGCGCCCGCGCCGGGAGCCGUAGCGCUCCCCAUGUCGCUCGGUCGCAUCCAUACACAGUCAACGGCAUUCCAUAAAUUUUGUAUGCGUAGCUCUCUCCUCCCGUGUGCGUAGAGCUGUGCUCUCGGCGGCCGACGAGCGGCUUAGGCGGGUUUUAUAAGGCGUUCGUAGCGAGAGAGGACCACCUAAUCAAAACAAUGCCGGUCGCGCGCGCCCCUGCGCCGGUAGUGGUGAACUUGUUUAGCUCACUGUUGUUUGAAUUGUGGCGUGGGGUCGACGGACGGACGGUGGGUGCGCAGAGGACAGGUCACACAGUGACCAUCUGGCAGCCCUGUGGGACGUUCUGGCAGCUCUGGGGGCUGAGUACGGUGUGAACCGGGCUGCAGAGCGGACUGGGCGCGGUGCGCGCACGGGGGACUAUUUUUGAGAUGUGACUAGGGCGCACGUGCUGGCUCACCAGGGGAGGGGGAGGGGGGAUGACGCACUACCAUGCUGGACAUUGGUGAAUGAGCUUAAUAGGGUAUGUUGGACGUUCCAAAAGCGUAUUCGUUUAGUUUCUGGUUAAAAAUGCAUUGUGUUCGUAUUCAGGCAGAAAAUACACUUGUUAAACAGA
Molecule: messenger RNA, 2921 nt
Organism: Amphibalanus amphitrite
Lineage: Eukaryota; Metazoa; Arthropoda; Thecostraca; Balanomorpha; Balanidae
Product: arrestin domain-containing protein 2-like
Exons: 8
Coding region: 13-1191 (392 amino acids)
Biological process (GO): protein transport
Cellular component (GO): cytoplasm
Source: RefSeq, a predicted model, not a curated record